This is a messenger RNA of Octodon degus (degu), 1460 nucleotides long. RefSeq names its product mitochondrial ribosomal protein L37 (gene Mrpl37). The transcript has 7 exons. Gene Ontology annotation, biological process: translation. The record is from RefSeq and is a predicted model, not a curated record. Gene Ontology annotation, molecular function: structural constituent of ribosome. Lineage: Eukaryota; Metazoa; Chordata; Mammalia; Rodentia; Octodontidae. Gene Ontology annotation, cellular component: mitochondrion; ribosome. Bases 62 to 1333 code for a protein of 423 amino acids.
GCCCUGCGGGGGGUAGAUGAUGGCGGCGUCCAGGUAGCUGUCUUGUGGAAACCUGAUCCGAAUGGCGUUGGCGUCUGCGCCAGCAAAACGGGCCUUUCUUGGCUCUGGAUGGCUCGGCUUUGGGGACUCCGGGAUCCCGAGACGCGGGGCGUACGAAUGGGGCGUGCGCUCUACGAGGAAACCUGAGCCUCUCCCGCUAGACAGGGUGUAUGAGAUCCCCGGACUGGAGCCGAUCACCUACGCUGGGAAGAUGCACUUCAUGCCCGGGCUGGCGCGGCCGGUGUUUCCGAAUUGGGACCGCGGUUGGAAGCACCCAAGGUUUCACCGCUCUCCUCCGAUCCACGAGCAGCCGCUGUACAAGGAACAGCCUUGCUACAUCUUCCACCGGCGUUGCCGUCUCCUCGAGGGAGUGAAGCAGGCUCUCUGGCUUACCAAGACCAAAUUAAUAGAAGGCCUUCCUGAGAAAGUUCUCAGCCUUGUUGACGACCCACAGAACCACAUAGAGAACCAAGAUGAGCGUGUUCUGAACAUGAUCUCUCACGCCCGUCUGUGGCACUCUACGGAGGACAUCCCCAAGAGAGAGACCUACUGCCCAAUCAUUGUGGACAACCUGAUUCAGCUGUGUAAAUCCCACAUUCUCAAGCACCCUUCCAUGGCCAGGCGGAUUUGUGCCAAAAACUACUCAUUAUCUGCCAUGUGGAGUCGAGAGUCUUUUCUCCUUCAGGUCCGAGGUAGUAGUGGCACCCGGCUGAGUGCCAAAGAUCCUCUGCCCCCCAUCGCCUCCAGAGAGGAGGUUGAAGCCACUCGGAAUCAUGUUCUGGAGACCUUCUACCCCAUAUCCCCUGUGAUUGAUCUUCAGGAGUGCAAUGUGUAUGAAAUGAAGGAUGAUACAGGGUUCCAGGAGGGCUAUCCGUACCCCUUUUGCCACACCCUGUAUUUACUGGAGACAGCCAAGUUGCGGUCACAUCGCUUUCAUCCAGAGCAGUUACGGGCCAAGAUGAUAUUGUUUGCUUUUGGCAAUGCCCUGGCCCAGGCACGGCUCCUCUAUGGGAAUGACAGCAAGGUCUUGGAGCAACCCGUGGUUGUGCAGAGCGUGGGCACAGAUGGACGCAUUUUCCAGUUCCUGGUGCUGCAAUUGAACACCACAGAUCUGGCCUCGAAUGAGGGCGUCAAGAACUUGGUUUGGGUAGACUCAGACCAGCUCCUCUAUCGGCAUUUUUGGUGUCUCCCUGUAAUCAAAAAGAAGGUGGUGGUGGAGCCGGUUGGGCCAGUUGAUUUCCAGCCAGAGACCUUCAAGAAGUUCUUAGCCCUGUAUCUGCAUGGUGCUGUGUAAGCAAGGAUGUUCUGAGCCCUGACGCGUCUCCCUCCAAGGAGCCUGCAUCCUGGGUGGUGCCUGGGGCCUCUGUGCCCACUCGGCCUGCUGCUUUCCUUGGCAAUAAAGAGCCCUUGGCUGCACUGGA